Messenger RNA from Hemibagrus wyckioides, 3412 nucleotides. RefSeq names its product CMRF35-like molecule 1. NCBI's taxonomy places the organism in Eukaryota, Metazoa, Chordata, Actinopteri, Siluriformes, Bagridae. The record is from RefSeq and is a predicted model, not a curated record. The coding region runs from base 106 to 969 and encodes 287 amino acids. The transcript has 5 exons.
GAGGUUCAGUCACAGAGACAGAGACAGUGUGGGAGAGUCACAUAACUAACAGAACAUUUGAUUAUUUUUAUUUUCUGGAGUGGAGUUUGUGAGUCUGGAUUUAGAAUGAAGAUCCUCCUCAUCUUCACCUUCUUCCUGAUUAUAGCUGGAACUGAUGCUGUAACUACAGUAACUGGAUACAGAGGAAGAUCAGUUCAGAUUAAAUGCCCCUAUGAAUCUGGAUAUGAAAAAAACAAUAAGUUUAUCUGCAGAGGUGAAUGUCCCUUUGUGGGGUAUAGAGACAUUCCUGUUCAGUCUGGAUCUCCUCCUAAAGACACCAGAUUCUCUCUGUAUGACAACACAACAGCCAGAGUCUUCAUCAUCACCAUCACUGAUCUGAGAACUGAGGAUGAAGGCACUUACUGGUGUACGAUACAUCUGAAACGUGCACAGGAUAUUUACACAGAGAUUCUACUGCUGGUUAAAACAGGAUUCCAAACUACUCUUGUCAUCUCUGCUGUGUCUGUGGUUCUAGUGCUGCUUAUCGUUGCCUUUAUAUUUAUUGUAAUGAUACAGAGGAAAAAGAAGACCCAAGGCUCUGAAACAGUGAGGCAAUCAUGCAGAGAGACAAAUGAAGAAUAUGAAAAUGACCUAAAUUUACCUCCAGUCCAAGCAAGAGAAAACACAACCACCAGCCAAUCAGUCUACCAGAGUCUGUCAAUUACUCCUAACCAAUCAGAUUCAGUCUACCAGAGCCUGUCAAUUACUAAUAACCAAUCAGAUUCAGUCUACCAGAGUCUGUCAAUUACUAAUAACCAAUCAGACUCAGUCUACCAGAGUCUGUCAAUUACUAAUAACCAAUCAGACUCAGUCUACCAGAGUCUGUCAAUUACUAAUAACCAAUCAGACUCAGUCUACCAGAGUCUGUCAAUUACUAAUAACCAAUCAGAUUCAGUCUACCAGAGUCUGUCCCAUACUAAUAACCAAUAAGAAUACCACUGUUCACUAUCCAACUAGACUGGUUUUGAAUGUCAGACUGAUUAAUGUAACCACAUUGUUUGUUUCUUUCUGCAGUUUUUUUUUUUGCCUUUUUAUCUUUUAAUUACUCUUUUGUGCUUUAGAUAAUUUCAAAUGUUUUUACUGUGGACAAAUUACACAGUCUUUGCAUUGUAUGUUUGGGAGUGGAGCAGACACGGUCAGCUCUCAAUUAAGCUGGCUGAGUAAAUUUCGAGAGGCCAGGCACUUGCUUCCCGUGGCUCGGGCCCGUGUCUGCCAAGGCGGAACGUCGGCUUUGAUCACUGGGCUCACAGCUGGAGUAGGAGGAAGUGGAGCAUGAGACAGCUAAUCCCCUUUCUCUCGACUAAUGUUGUCUGCAUCAGGCUCUGUGUAGCUGUGAUGUCAGCAACGAAUUGUGGGUUGCAGUUCUUCAGUCAUCCCAAAAUUGCCUUCAAAUCCAUGUAGGACCACCUCUGUCCUCAUAGGCAAAGCCUAUGUAGUGGCAGGCCAGGCUGGAGCAUUCCUGCACACCACUGGUUCUUGCAGUCCUAUCAAGCUGACCUGCUGAGGGAUUAAACCCUGAGAUGGUUGCUGAGCUCCACUGGAUCACAGACUUUGUUCUCUGUGCCACCAAGUUAAUGGCUCAUGCCAUCAGCCAUUCCAUGGCUACUAUGCUUGUCAUGGAGAUGCAACUGUGGCUCAACUUCAAUUUAAUUUUAUUUGUACAGCACACUUAACAGUGGACAUUGUCUCAAAGCAGCUUUACAGAAAUAUAAAAAGUAUAGAAUAAAUAUGAAUAAGAAACCCUUAGAGGAACCAGUCUUAAAUAGAAACCCACGCUUGUUUGGGUAACACGGGAGAGUGUGAUUGUAAAAUACGUCCUUUCUACAACUGUAUAUGGUCAAGUGGAUUUUUGGAACCAGAAGCUCUUCAGGUCUGAGAUAACAGUGUCAAGUUAGCUAAUCUCUCCCUGCAUCCAAGAACCAAGGCUUUCUACCAGUCGUCCCUGGUCCCAGGCUGGCUCCCAUAGCUAGUGUGGUGGCCUAUACCCCCUCUCAUAGAAAUAUGGUAGUGGUCUAGCUAGGUAGUGUUGCAUGGGGAGACCCAUGAAUUUUUUGUCCCCGUCAUCUGCCCUAUGAAUCUCUGUGACAGGUAAAGCUAUGCUUGCUGUGCUCAGCUUGGGCCCUUAGUGCUUACGAUCACCGCUCUAGCCUACUCUAUCUGUCCACUCUGGCCUACUCUACCCAAUGUUUCAACUUUGGGAGCCAAGCUUUUGCCCACUGGGUACUAGAAGUCAUCACAUUCCUAUGGGGUGUGUGUCUUGUCUUCGCCCCUAGGUUGCAUGAUGCUCUCCACCAUUAUUGUAGUAUUGCCCAGCUGGUGAGGCUGUUCAGUCACUUUGACCCAGCAGUUGCCUGUGCCAAUUCACACAGCCCUGUUGGAUCAGAUUUUUUUCUUGUGUGGCAAUGUUGGUAUUACCAUUCCCAUAGCGUCAAGCCAUGACACAGUGCUGAGUUCCCGAAAAAGGUAAUGUCUCUGGUUAAAGAGACCAUGCUUUCCUCUGUGCAUGCUGUACCCUUCUUCUACAACAUGGCUGACUUAUAUAGCAACACACUGCAUUCUAGCACCCCUAGUGGUGAGGAGGAGAAUAACAACCUUUGAAUAGCCCUAUAGCGGGCUUGUGAUUGUUAUAACCUGUGAUGUUUUUGUUGCCUUUCUGCCCUGUGUUCCUUAUCUCGACUAUUCCUUAUAAUCUGUUUUUGCCACCUUGACCCUAUUCUGCUCCAAUCUGUUCUCUGCCUGCUGUUUUGUACUUGUUUGUAUUUUGCCCUCCGGCACCCGUGUCCAUGCAGCCUGCUUCUGUGUCCUGUUUUCACCUAAUGACAUCACUGAUCACUUUUUCCCCACUAGCCAUGCGUGUAACAAUGCUGUACAUAAAAUCAUUUUUCACUGGGCUUUAAACUUGUCAUUUGUAUUUUUCAUUUACCAUUCCUUCUUCUUUUACAGUUAGCUUAUUAAUAUAAAGCCUUUUGACCAUCUCUAUGGUGUUUAAGAAAAAAAAACACAGAAGAUAUACAUGAAAUACAUUGAACCUUAAUGUCAUUGUAAAUACACAAAUUAUACAUUCAUUGUGUACACUCCUGACUCCUGACUCAUUCUCAUUGUUCUGGCCUGACUAAUGGACAAUAGUUUAGUUUAUUAUGACUGUCUUGGCAUCUAGCGGCUGCAGUUGGUAUUGCCAGGAUAUUAGUUUUGAAUUUUCUAACUUUCUCCCUGAAGUGACUUAGGGGCAUCUGCUAUGAUCAAGCAGAUAUCCCUCUGUAUAUGAGGGUGUUAGUGUAAUUGAAAAUUGUUGCUUACGUCUUACAUCUGGCUUUCUGUUCUUGUUUAUAAAUAUAUGUGUAUGUAUCAUGUUUAUGCCAUGAUAUUAAUAGGC